Molecule: messenger RNA, 707 nt
Organism: Eutrema salsugineum
Lineage: Eukaryota; Viridiplantae; Streptophyta; Magnoliopsida; Brassicales; Brassicaceae
Product: protein EPIDERMAL PATTERNING FACTOR 2
Exons: 3
Coding region: 78-440 (120 amino acids)
Biological process (GO): stomatal complex development; guard cell differentiation
Source: RefSeq, a predicted model, not a curated record
UUUCUCUUUAGAGUCUCUCUCUAAAUCAGAAGGUUUUUAUUUUAUUUUCUUCUAAUUAGAUAAUAAAAAAUAAAAACAUGUCGAAGUUUCUCCGCACGUUAUUGUUUGCCCUCGUCGUAGUCUUCGCCGCGUGUUCUUUGGUCGUUAACUGCAUUCGCACGCCGCCACUAAAAAUUACGGUCAAUGGUGGAGGAAAGAAAAACGCCGAGAUAGAACGAGCUCAAACGCAUCAUAAGAAGGAAAUAAAGGGAAAAGGAGGGGUAGAAAUGGAAAUGUAUCCGACAGGAUCUAGUUUGCCGGACUGUUCAUACGCAUGUGGUGCAUGCUCGCCGUGUAAACGCGUGAUGAUUAGCUUUCAGUGCUCCGUUGCCGAAUCAUGUAGCGUCAUCUACAGAUGCACGUGCAGAGGAAGAUAUUAUCACGUGCCAUCCAGAGCUUGAAUCUCCACCGUUUAUUUACUUUUUUGUUGACGUCUGUGAUUAAAUAUCAGUUUUGGCGGGUGGCGGCGAAACUCUCUACUAUUUUGUACAAUUUAUUUAAGCUAUGGGCCCACUUUCAAGUUCGAUAUUUAAUAUUGGGCUUUUAUAGGCCUUUUUGAUGCGUCUUGAACAAGACGAACGAAUCAGAUGCUGGGAGUGAACUGUCAAAGGUUAGAAGUCAAAUGUUUCGUUCCACCAAAUUUUUUUUUUUCCUUUUAACGAAUCCAA